UUUGGCACAAUAUAAAGCAACAAAAAUUGUUAACCUAAUUUCAUUAUCUUUGGGGGAAAUCGCUGCAUCCUUAUCUUCUCUUUCUCUCUGUCCGCUGUGCUUCUUCAAAAUAAAGAGUUACACCAUUCGAGAAUAUUUUGCCUUUAGAGGAACAACAACACUCUAAAAAAAUACUUUGGAGCGGUUCGAGGGUAGAUUCAAGAUGAUAUGGUCAAAAUCUUCCGAAAAGAAGUCAUCACACCAUAGACUUCAUAAUCUAAGGCAUAGAGUUCCGGCACCUUUGAUUUCUAUAUCUAAAAAUCAAAAGAAGAGGAAAUUUGACUGGUAUAUAUAUGAUGAUAAAUUCACUAUUAAUUUUGAACUCGUUGGUAGAGAAAAAUAUGAUAGUGAAUAUACCAAAGAUCAAAGAAGAUGCUUAUCUUCUCCCCGUUCAUAUUCAACACUAGCUGAUAAAAAACAGGUCAUUUUACAAAGAACAAAAGAACUUGUUCUUCCUACUCUAGAUGACAAAGAAUAUUGUGGUAUCAAUAUGGAAGACUAUUCUCAACUAAGUGAAUCGGAAGAUUCUAUUAAUGGGUCAAGUUACCCUAUGCAUCAAGGAAGCUUGAAAAUCCAACGUAGAGAUUUAACGGGUAGUAUUAGUUGUAAUAGUAGUAGUAAUAAUUCUAUUCUUGGUUUAAAGGAUAAACCAAGAAUAGAAUUUGUGGAAACAUUAGAGGAUAAGUCAUUCGAUGAAGAUUUUACGGAUGGUAAGACAACAAGCAAAACUAUGAAAGACAUAGAACUGGUUUGCUCAGUCAACAAAUACUUACCUGCCAGGGGUAAUCAUCUUCCAAGGCCAGUUAUUCCCAUUGGACCUAUGUUUCAAGCAGAAGUCCCUAAUUGGGAAGACAAGACCGACAUAAAACAAUAUAAUGGUGAUUAUGGUUUGAAGUGGUUAGGCACCCAAAUUUGGCCUAUUCCUAUUCCUAUUAUUUCUGAAACUAAUACAAGAGAUAUACAAAAAGGUGUAUUAGAGUUACGCCCGCUUGAAGAUCUUGACAAGAUUUUACACUAAAAGACCUUGUUUAAGAAGUUACAUUAUAACAUCUUUGUCACACUCUAAAAAUCUUAGGAAAUCUUGCGGAGGGAACUUCAAUUAUCAAGUAUUUGGUAGAUAGGGAAAAACUUUCCUCUUGAAUAUGAUAGUUGGGUAAAAAUUCUGGCACCUCUCGCUUACAGUGAGAUGCAACCUAAUUUGUUAUGCAACCUAUUAGAGUGUGUUGGGAUGUUGAGUUGAGUCUUUGUGGUCUUGGUUGAUUGAUGGCCUACUUGACUUCCACUCUUUCUUUUGUAGUUGAUCCUUUUUCUUUUCAUUGGGAAGUUUGGCAAUUUGGUGGUGUCAGUUGUUGUUGUUCUUGUAGUGUUUGGGGGCACUUCAAUUUGUUUUAUUGGUGUUGUUUCUUUUUUCGUGAGUAUUUCUGGUAUUCCUUUUUUGUUUGUACUAUUCUACCUUUUUAUAUAAUAUUUUUGCUAUUCAAAAAUAAAAAUUGUAACCAACUAGGUAAGUAUUUGUACACAUGGGUCUUAUAUUAGUUUC
Molecule: messenger RNA, 1579 nt
Organism: Trifolium pratense (red clover)
Lineage: Eukaryota; Viridiplantae; Streptophyta; Magnoliopsida; Fabales; Fabaceae
Exons: 3
Coding region: 203-1057 (284 amino acids)
Source: RefSeq, a predicted model, not a curated record